This is a messenger RNA of Macadamia integrifolia, 1485 nucleotides long. RefSeq names its product thiol protease aleurain-like. The transcript is spliced from 8 exons. Gene Ontology annotation, biological process: immune response. The coding region runs from base 61 to 1152 and encodes 363 amino acids. Gene Ontology annotation, molecular function: cysteine-type endopeptidase activity. Gene Ontology annotation, cellular component: lysosome. The record is from RefSeq and is a predicted model, not a curated record. NCBI's taxonomy places the organism in Eukaryota, Viridiplantae, Streptophyta, Magnoliopsida, Proteales, Proteaceae.
GAGAUCUCUAAUCAUUCUUUCCCUGCACAACAACUUGCAUACGGAGGGAGAGAAAAAGACAUGGCCAUUAAAAUCCGGAGCUCCUCCUCGUUCUUGUCCCUUCUCUCACUGCUCUUGGUCUACUGCAGCACCGCAGUAUACGCCAGAUCCGCCUUCGAAGAUGAGAACCCUAUCCGAUUGGUAUCUGACGGCUUCCUAGACUUCCAAUCCUCCCUCCUCCGCACCGUCGGCGACACUCGACACGCUCUCUCCUUCGCUCGUUUUGCCUGGAGGCAUGGGAAGAGGUACGAAACGGUGGAUGAGACAAAGCUUCGUUUUAGGAUUUUUUCCGAGAACCUGGACUGGAUCAGAUCCGCCAACAGAAAGGGCCUCCCUUACACCCUCGCCGUCAACGAGUUCGCCGAUUUGACCUGGGAAGAGUUCCAGACCCAGAAGCUUGGGGCUGCACAAGAAUGCUCGGCCACAAAGGGCAAUCACAAGCUAUCCGAUGUUGCACCCCCUGAGUUGAAAGACUGGCGAGUGGAGGGAAUUGUUAGCCCAGUCAAGAAUCAGGGCCACUGUGGAUCUUGCUGGACAUUCAGUACCACUGGCGCUCUGGAGGCCGCUUAUGCCCAGGCCUUUGGAAAGGCCAUCUCUUUGUCUGAGCAGCAGCUGGUGGACUGUGCCGGUGCCUUCAAUAACUUUGGGUGCAAUGGCGGUUUGCCUUCCCAAGCCUUUGAGUACAUAAAAUACAAUGGUGGUCUGGAGACCGAAGAAGCAUACCCUUACACUGGGGCAGAUGGAGUUUGCAAAUACUCAACAGAGAAUGUUGGUGUUAAGGUUUUUGAUUCAGUCAACAUCACCCUGGGGGCAGAGGAUGAGUUAAAGCAUGCUGUCGGAACUGUUCGGCCAGUUAGUGUCGCAUUCGAAGUGAUUAAAGAAUUCCGGUUCUACACUAAAGGAGUUUUCACCAGCCCCUCCUGUGGUACCUCUCCUAUGGAUGUGAACCAUGCUGUUCUUGCUGUCGGAUAUGGAGUAGAGAAUGAUGUUCCAUAUUGGCUUAUCAAGAACUCAUGGGGAGAAAGUUGGGGUGACAAUGGCUACUUCAAGAUGGAGUUGGGGAAGAACAUGUGUGGUGUUGCCACUUGUGCAUCCUACCCCAUUGUAGCUUAGUUCAUACCCGACGACGGACGGAGUUAUUGUGAAAUACUCUACAUCAAUCUGCAGCAGGAAGCUUCCUUUCAGUUUGAGUCCUGUUCAAGUCUCUGGUAUAUGUUCAUGUGUAGCAUCAUUAUAUAUAUAAUGUAUUAAUGAAUGCUUGUUUUAAUUAUAAUGUUAACUUGUGAAUGAACUAUCAUAUCCAAUGUAAAUAAUACCGAUGUUGUACCUUUUGGCGUCUACAAUGGUUGGGAAAUUGGGAUCAUUAUAUGCAAAUUUAUUUUUCAGGCCUAGAAGCUGUCCAAUGUUGGCAAUUAUCAAAUAAAAUUCUAUUAUCCUGUUGCCUAA